Molecule: messenger RNA, 718 nt
Organism: Cylas formicarius (sweet potato weevil)
Lineage: Eukaryota; Metazoa; Arthropoda; Insecta; Coleoptera; Brentidae
Gene: Srp19
Product: signal recognition particle 19 kDa protein
Exons: 3
Coding region: 115-576 (153 amino acids)
Biological process (GO): SRP-dependent cotranslational protein targeting to membrane, signal sequence recognition; SRP-dependent cotranslational protein targeting to membrane
Cellular component (GO): signal recognition particle, endoplasmic reticulum targeting
Molecular function (GO): 7S RNA binding
Source: RefSeq, a predicted model, not a curated record
UUUGUCGCAAGUUAAACUUCGGCAUGUUUUGAGGACGUAAAUAUUUUUCUAUAAACUUAAAUAUUCGGCGAUAGAUAUUUUUAUUAUAUAGUUUUGUUAGGUAAAUUUCCAGAAAUGCAGGUUCACUCUCAGGCAGCCCCGACCAUAUUGCAGUGGAGCCCUGAUAAGAAACACAGUGAGAGAGAACGAUGGGUUUGCAUUUAUCCAGCUUAUAUUAAUAAUAAAAAGUCAAUUGCACAGGGAAGGAGAAUUGCAAAAGAAAAAUGUGUGGAAAACCCAACUCAUCAAGAAAUUAGAGAUGUUUUAGUUGAUGCUGGUUUUAAGGUUGGCGUCGAAAACAAAUUGUAUAGUCGAGAAAGGAGCAAGGAAUUGCUUUAUAGGGGACGUAUCCGAGUUCAGUUGAAAAAUGACGACGGUUCCCUUUUCAAUCCUAAGUUUUCUUCAAGGGAAAGUAUUAUGCUGUAUCUUGGAGAAAAAAUUCCAAAAUUGAAAUCUAGAGUCAGCAAACCGUCUGGUGAACAGACUGCGCAGACCUCUCAAGGGAAGGGCAAAGGAAAAGGGAAAGGGAAAAAAUAAAAUAUUUUUCUUAAUUGCAUAAAAAUUAUAUAUUUUUCUGUUUUUUCCCUUGGAUAUUAUGUUGUUUUGUUAUGAUUUUGAAAUCAUAUUGGUGAGAUAACUUUGAAAUAUACUUAUAGCUGUUUAGACAUUUUUUGUUUUU